Messenger RNA from Pseudogymnoascus verrucosus, 504 nucleotides. RefSeq lists its product as uncharacterized. NCBI's taxonomy places the organism in Eukaryota, Fungi, Ascomycota, Leotiomycetes, Thelebolales, Thelebolaceae. The transcript is spliced from 2 exons. The coding region runs from base 1 to 504 and encodes 167 amino acids. The record is from RefSeq and is a predicted model, not a curated record.
AUGAGCGCCUCUCAGAACCCGACAACCAGCUCGAGCCCGUCCACAGCCCAGGACUCUGAUAAUCCAGGCUUAACAGCUGACGAACUUCCAACCCAACCUAAAUCUCAGAGCCCAACCAAGCACAAAGGGUUUCCAGAUACCGACUUCUUCAACAGCUUCGCCGAAGAUGGUUCACGCCGCUCUCAACGGGCUAGGAAGCCGAUAGCGAGGAUGGACUCCGAACAGGUACCUUCCCCACAUCAACCACCGAAGACGAAACUACGAGCGAGAAAAAACCAGCCCAAACGGCCGCGCAUGACGGCACCCAGCCCAUCCGCGGCCGAGGCAAGCUACACCGACACUGGCCCUGACAAAGCGCCAAAAGAGGCCGAAGCCGGAUCCUCACCGGCAAGCAUAUUGGAAACCGACACGGGGAAAGCCGCCGAAGCCUACCUCUCUGACAGUGGGAACAUUGACACACCUGGUUUUCAAACUACACCCUAUGACUGCUGCAACGAUGUGUGA